ACAUUAGGAAGACCUAUAUGGAUGUGAUAUACUUCCGCAACAGAUGGCAGGAUUCGACCAGCCUGCCCGCAGUCCCGGUGCUGGAGGAGUCGGAGGUCAACGAUGAGGUCACAGAAGAAGGCAGAGUAUCAGUGGAACACUUCCUGCAGGAGUUAGUUUCUGAUAAUCUGAUGGGCCACACUCAACCGGUUUUUCCAGUUCCUCUGCCCACUUGACAAACUGCUGAAUGAGGAAGAACAUUAUGGAGGCGUUGUGGGGCCUCCUGAGCGGCUUGGCUUACUUCCUGACUCCAGGUCAAGAGGAAGACGAGGUAUACUCUCACGUCUUCUUUUCUUCAAGUCGACAUCUUAAAGAACAAUUCAACCUGGGACUUACUUUGAGCUCCAGCCCGCAGACAGAAGCCCCAAAAGAAAUCAUAACACCGUGUCUACAUCCAGAAUCGACAGCUCUGCUUUUAGAAAACCAGGAGGCCAGUGAUGUUCCCGGCGCUUCAAUCCCGACUAUUGUUAUCUCCCACCAUGAUCCUUCAUCUGAACUGCCCAAGGAAGCAGAAACAGAAAAGGAGCCGCAGUCUGCUGAAAACUCUGACUCUUCAAACGAAAACUGUUCCCAAGACAAAACAGAGGACUCUGAUAAUCCCUUAACCUCUCACUUUAAAAUGAUUUUCAGAGGACUGAGUCGAACCAGGUCACAAGAGUCUCUGGUAUCGACAAAAACCAGCAGUGACGAAGACCUGCUUGAGUCAGACUCCUUGCCACACAGCAGCCAGAAUGGAGGCGUGCUGGGGGACAGCGCAGAGGGCCCGUCGUGGCUUCAUUUCAGCACAAGGUCGAUUAAAAAGGAGAAAAUAUGUUUCAGGAUGUCGAGUGGAGUCAACAAGGCUAAAGGGAAGGAUCAGGGCACCUCAACAAGAGGGUUGGACUCCCGGUGUCAGAGGAGCCAAGUCAACUGGGAGCAGCUGGAGGCAACCAAAGCCAUGUUUGAUCUGCUCAAAGAAAUAUCUGGAAACUCCAUCCUCAUAAACAUAUUUGAUGCCAUUUUGAAACCUGUUAUGCCCAUCUUGAAAAAAAAAGUGAACUCUUUUCUGAACAAGAUGAACCCGACAGAGGUGCAGAUGGCCGGGUACAUCGACACCCUGCGUGACAAACAGUGGCCAGAUUUUCAACCGACACCGCCUCCUCCUCCUCGCUCUGACGAGGAGAAGAACGAGACCAGGGAGAGAGCACACAGCCUAAUCAACGCCAGAUAUUCAAACUAUCUGAUCCUGAAGAAGACGGACAUGGAGUCUGUUUUUAAUCUUUUCCAGGACAGUGAAGAAAACAAAACGCUGGUCUAUAUGCUCCUGUCAUUCCUAUUGAGGGAGUUUUUUCCCAACGAGCAUUCCCUAAAUGUGAGCGCCGCCGCCCUCCAGAAAGUGACCAACUCCACCAACUGAUCUGUGAAUCCUUAAUUGUGUUUUUAAUGGUAGUUUUUUUACAUUUUUUUUUUAUUUAGAAUAUCAAAUUAUUUAUUAAACAUCUUAAAAUGCCUUCAAAUAUUUGUGACAAUUUCUGUAUCACCGUCUGUAACACUCCUCUCUGUCGUUUUUACCUCAAACAUUUCAAAUGUACUGUGAACAUUUUGUGAAUUUCCUAUGGUUUUUAUUUUGUAUAGUUGAACUUUGUGAUUAACCCUGACUUAAAUGUGUGUGAAAUCAGAAACAUUCUUUGCAUAUUGUACUUUUAUUGUAAAACUCAGAGUUUAAAGUAAACAUUAUUGAAUAUUUACACUUUGAAUAUCACCACUUCAUGUUUAAUGUAAAAGAAUUUAAAUUUCUAAAAUGUUUUGUGUCACUUUGAGCACUUUUGUAUGGUGUUUGUUUUCUGAUUAAUUUGCCUUUCUGAUUACGUUUUAUAUAACAGAAACAUCCCACAAUCACCUAAAUCUGUCAAAGUGGACAGUACCACUAUCAAAGAAACUGUUCAAGUAAAUAACUUGAAUUUAUUUCAAAUAAAAUAUUUUAAUAAAGUUAUUUUUCAGUUAUA
Sebastes umbrosus (honeycomb rockfish) is the source of this 2024-nucleotide messenger RNA. RefSeq lists its product as uncharacterized. The coding region runs from base 227 to 1435 and encodes 402 amino acids. Gene Ontology annotation, molecular function: phosphatidylinositol binding. Lineage: Eukaryota; Metazoa; Chordata; Actinopteri; Perciformes; Sebastidae. The transcript is spliced from 8 exons. The record is from RefSeq and is a predicted model, not a curated record. Gene Ontology annotation, cellular component: intracellular membrane-bounded organelle; early endosome membrane.